Molecule: messenger RNA, 650 nt
Organism: Solanum pennellii
Lineage: Eukaryota; Viridiplantae; Streptophyta; Magnoliopsida; Solanales; Solanaceae
Product: putative cytochrome c oxidase subunit 6b-like
Exons: 4
Coding region: 143-487 (114 amino acids)
Cellular component (GO): respiratory chain complex IV; mitochondrion
Source: RefSeq, a predicted model, not a curated record
UACGUCAGUAUUCACUCUGUUUAUUUCUUCAGUACGUACUCACCUCUCUCUCUGCUUAUAUCAAAUUAAUUUAAACAUCAAAAAAGAGGAAGAAGAAUAAGAAGAAAUUGGAGUUUGUCUGUGUUUAUAGUGAAAAAAAAAAAUGUCAUCAGCUCAAGUAGAUCCACAUGACAAAAUGAGGAGUAGAGAUGUUAACAAAGUAGCCAAAGGCGAACAAGCACCUCGCCCUGUUCAUGAAUUUGGCACUGUUUCUAAGCCGCCGCCUCCUUCCUCAACUGAUCACCUGUUUGAAACGGAAGAGAAAGCUAAAGCUAAUGCAAUUGCUGAUGAAAUUCGCCGUUGUUAUGCUUGUUUCCGCAGCUACCUUAUAUGCGUUGAAGAGAAGGGCAACAAGGACUUGGAGUGUGAGAAGCUUGGCAAGGCUUUCAAAUCAUCUUGUCCUUCAGAAUGGAUUGAAAAGUGGCAUGAAGAGAUACGUGGUUCGUAGAUAGGGGCUUCUGCAGUUUAUAAUGGCACUCUGCCUUUGCUAAUAGAGAGAGCUUUUAAUAACACUUGCAAUUUUUUAAAAAUUAUGAAAUGACACCAGAAACUUCCAUUUAGACAAUUCUAUAUGUUAUUACACUUGGUAUAAACUUUUUUUUCCUCUUAUA